Molecule: messenger RNA, 1411 nt
Organism: Urocitellus parryii (Arctic ground squirrel)
Lineage: Eukaryota; Metazoa; Chordata; Mammalia; Rodentia; Sciuridae
Gene: Mchr1
Product: melanin concentrating hormone receptor 1
Biological process (GO): neuropeptide signaling pathway
Cellular component (GO): neuron projection; plasma membrane
Molecular function (GO): neuropeptide binding; melanin-concentrating hormone receptor activity
Source: RefSeq, a predicted model, not a curated record
AUGUCAGUGGGAGCCGGGAAGGAGGGAGUGGGGAGAGCAGUUGGGCUUGGAGGCAGCAGAGGCUGCCAGGCUGCGGAGGAAGACCCCCUUCCAGACUGCGGGGUUCACAGCUCUGCUCUGGGACGAGGCGGGGGCAGGCACUGGAGGUUGCCGCAGCCUGCGUGUGGGCAGGAGCUCAACUCAGGGGAGCAGGCGACCCGCACCAGCUGAAUGGACCUGCACGCCUUGUUGCUGCCCACUGGCCCCAAUGCCAGCAAUGCUUCCGAUGGCCCUGACAACCUCACCUCUGCCGUGUCACCUCCUCGCGUGGGGAGGGUCUCCUACAUCAACAUCAUCAUGCCUUCAGUGUUCGGCACCAUCUGCCUCCUGGGCAUCGUGGGGAACUCCACGGUCAUCUUUGCAGUGGUGAAGAAGUCCAAGCUGCACUGGUGCAGCAACGUCCCUGAUAUCUUCAUUAUCAACCUCUCCGUGGUGGAUCUCCUCUUUCUCCUGGGCAUGCCCUUCAUGAUCCACCAGCUCAUGGGCAAUGGCGUCUGGCACUUUGGGGAGACCAUGUGCACCCUCAUCACAGCCAUGGACGCCAACAGUCAGUUCACCAGCACCUAUAUCCUGACCGCCAUGGCCAUUGACCGCUACCUGGCCACGGUCCACCCCAUCUCUUCCACCAAGUUCCGGAAGCCCUCAGUGGCUACCCUGGUGAUCUGCCUCCUGUGGGCCCUCUCUUUCAUCAGUAUCACCCCAGUGUGGCUCUACGCCAGGCUCAUCCCCUUCCCUGGGGGUGCUGUGGGCUGUGGCAUCCGCCUGCCCAACCCAGACACUGACCUCUACUGGUUCACGCUCUAUCAGUUUUUCUUGGCCUUUGCCCUGCCCUUUGUGGUCAUUACCGCUGCCUAUGUGAGGAUCCUGCAGCGCAUGACCUCCUCGGUGGCCCCUGCCUCUCAACGCAGUAUCCGGCUGCGGACAAAGAGGGUGACCCGCACAGCCAUCGCCAUCUGCCUGGUUUUCUUUGUGUGCUGGGCGCCCUACUAUGUGCUGCAGCUGACCCAGUUGUCCAUCAGCCGCCCAACUCUCACCUUUGUCUACCUGUACAACGCGGCCAUCAGCUUGGGCUACGCCAACAGCUGCCUCAACCCCUUUGUGUACAUUGUGCUCUGCGAGACAUUUCGCAAGCGCCUGGUCCUGUCGGUGAAGCCUGCUGCCCAGGGGCAGCUUCGCACAGUCAGCAAUGCUCAGACAGCUGACGAGGAGAGGACCGAAAGCAAAGGCACCUGACACUUCUCCUGCCAUCCAGAUACCUCCUAGUCAGGUCACCACAGCAAGCCAUGGGGAGACCUAGAGAAAAACCCAAGGCCACCCUGGGGGGAGGCAGGGAGGCUGGGUGAGGGGUUGCUGCAGUUAAAUAUACUAUAGG